Messenger RNA from Oldenlandia corymbosa var. corymbosa, 2673 nucleotides. NCBI's taxonomy places the organism in Eukaryota, Viridiplantae, Streptophyta, Magnoliopsida, Gentianales, Rubiaceae. The record is from the annotation of a GenBank genome assembly.
AUGUCAAAGAUGAAGCAUAUUCUCCGGAAACUCCACAUCGGCGGUGGCGGAGGUGGGGGCACCGCCGCUACCCUGCCGGACCACCAUCCCCAUGCCCAUCACCAUCCUCACAAUCAUAAUCCGGGACGAGUUUUGGAGACUGGUAGUAGUAAUACUGUUACGACGACGACUGCGUCCUCAUCGUCGUCGUCGUCGUCGCCGGUGGAGCAGCAGGCGUCGACUUCGGGUUCAUUGGGUCGAGCUACUGCGGCUGUGGCGGGGGAUGCGAUUGUGGUGGAAUCCGUGGAGAAUUCGAAUUCAGUGCAUUCGAGGAGUGGCGAUGCGAGUGGGAGUAGUGCUGUGGCGGAUUUCAGUUUCUUGGAGGAGGAAUUUCAGGUUCAAUUGGCUCUGGCAAUGAGUGCAUCCGCGUCGGCUUCCGCUUCGGAAUCGCCCGAGGAUCCGGAAACCACCGCCCAAAUUAAAGCUGCCAAGCAGAUUAGCUUGAGUUGUUCCCCUUCCCAGACUCUCGUUGACUUCCAAUCUCUUCGCUAUUGGAAUUAUGACGUGGUCAAUUAUAAUGAGAAAGUGAUAGAUGGGUUCUAUGAUGUAUACGGCACUAAUGCCAACUUGCUGGCGCGGGGUGAAAUGCCUUCGUUAGUGGAGCUUCGAUCUAUUCCUGCUUUAGGCAAUGUUGAUUAUGAAGUGAUUAUAGUUGACCGAACCACAGAUCUGGAACUGCAGAGGCUGGAAGAGAAAGCACAUCUAAUUAACAGAGAGUUUCAAGCUUUAAGGAUGGGUGCACUUUUGGGAUUCUUUGUACGAAAAAUUGCUGACAUUGUGGUAGAGAAAAUGGGGGGUCCUGUUAAUGAUGCUGAGGAAAUGCUGAGGAGGUGGACUGCCCGGAGUUAUGAAUUAAGAACCUUUCGAAACUCGAUUAUCCUUCCCCUUGGCUCUCUUGAUGUCGGACUUUCACGCCAUAGGGCCUUACUCUUUAAGGUACUUGCUGAUAGGAUCAACCUUCCGUGUAUGCUAGUCAAAGGAAGUUACUACACGAGCACAGAUGAUGGAGCAUUUAGCAUAAUAAAAUUUGAUGAUGGAAGUGAGCACAUAAUUGACCUAAUGGGCGCUCCUGGAACCCUUAUUCCUUCAGAGAUUCCCAGCGGUCAGCUUCAAAACUGUGGUAUUGAUUUAAGGACUAUCACACCUAUUGCAGAAACCUUCAAGGAUUCAUGUUCUGAAUUUAGUGAAGCAAAUAGGACAGGUGUACAAGUGCCUACCAAGAUCAACAGUUCAACUUUUGGCUUCACAACUCUGGGUAAUGAUGAGAAUGAAGAAAGUAAGCUGGUUGGUCAUGGUAUUCGAAAUGUUAUUCCAUUAGCGGAGUCGCCAGCAAGUGGUGGCCUUAAAGGAUCUGCUGACAGUCAGAUCCUGGUUGAAGAUUUUUCCCAGUAUGUCUGUCUUCCAGCAAAAAAUCCAGAAUUGGCCCAGAAAUUUGAACCUUUUCUAUUUGAAACAAGAGCAGUGCUCUCCCAAGAGAAUUCUUCGGCUCAAAGCCCAAUUGUUCUUGGAGAGCAGAAGUUCGUGGAGAAAAAUCUGUUGUUGAAGGAUCAAAUGGGGCCUAAUGGUCGAGGUCAACCAGAAUUAUGUGUUUCUAGCAAUGAGAAAUCCAUAAUACCGAUAUCUCAAUUACGGUUCAUAAAUAACACCUCUUCUGGCCUCGAUAUAAACAGUUCUAUUGCAAAAAAUCAGGGAGAAUUGUCCUGUGUUUCUAAAACAAAGGAUCUUGCUAAUUGCAGUCAGUCUGACGUACAUUCUCGAGAUGAGCAAAUUGACCAGGUGCUAGGUGGGGUUGCUGAAUGGGAAAUACCAUGGGAAGAUCUUCAGAUUGGUGAACGUAUUGGAAUCGGAUCAUUUGGUGAGGUUUACCGCUCAGAUUGGAAUGGCACUGAAGUUGCUGUGAAAAAAUUUAUGAAUCAGGAUAUUUCAAGUGAUGCACUGGCACAGUUUAAAUGUGAAGUGGAAAUCAUGUUGAGAUUGAGACAUCCAAAUGUUGUUCUUUUCAUGGGAGCAGUAACUCGUCCACCAAAUCUCUCUAUAUUGACCGAGUUUCUACCAAGAGGAAGCUUGUUCAAGUUAUUGCAUCGCUCAAAUGUCCAAAUUGACGAAAGGAGGCGAUUGAGGAUGGCACUUGAUGUGGCAAAGGGAAUGAAUUAUUUGCACACAAGCCAUCCUGUUAUUGUGCAUCGAGAUCUGAAAACCCCAAAUCUCCUUGUAGAUAAAAAUUGGGUUGUUAAGGUUUGUGAUUUUGGGAUGUCACGCAUGAAGCAUCACACAUUUCUGUCUUCCAAGUCUGCAGCUGGGACAGCUGAAUGGAUGGCACCAGAAGUUUUGAGGAAUGAACCAUCCAGUGAGAAAUCUGAUGUGUUCAGUUUUGGUGUAAUUUUGUGGGAGUUGGCGACGCUGGAUGUCCCAUGGACAGGGAUGAACUCUAUGCAGGUGGUUGGAGCUGUUGGGUUCCAGGGUAGACGCCUCAAUAUUCCAGAUCGUGUUGACCCAGUGGUCGCAGAAAUUAUCAACAACUGCUGGGAUUUUAAUCAGCACCAAAGGCCAUCAUUUAAAGAGAUUAUCGCCCGGCUAAAGUGUCUUCAGCGCUUAGUUGUUCGGAAAGCAGAUAUGGAGGCAAAGCAACUAUAG